Molecule: messenger RNA, 1719 nt
Organism: Caenorhabditis angaria
Lineage: Eukaryota; Metazoa; Nematoda; Chromadorea; Rhabditida; Rhabditidae
Source: the annotation of a GenBank genome assembly
AUGGGCGGAUAUAAACGCUUGUUGUUAUUGUCAGCUGGUUUUCAAUUGACUUAUUCGAUUUUGGAAGUUAUUGUUGCACCGGUGAGUUUUUUCAUAGAUUAUCAGUUGGAAAAUUGAAAAUUUUAAUUUUUUUUUUACUUUCCAAGAGCUAAGAGAAGAUCAUUUUUUUUGAAAUUCAAAUUAUGACAUUUUUGAAGCAGUGAAUUUUUGUUAGAAGAUUUUUUUCUUCAGAGAUUUUUGAGCUGAAGCAAAGAAAAAUAGGCUAUUUUGAUAUAAAAUUCAUGAAAUUUGAAUAAUUUUGAGUUUUUUCAGCGUGCUAUAAGUGUAGGAGCAUCAAAUUAUUGAUUUUUUGACAUUUUUUAUUUUAAAAUUUUGAAACAGUGAAUUUCUGACGCUCAUUGGUUAGAAUAGGGUUGCUCAACUGUGUAUCAAAUAAUACAUUUGGAUUAUUUUAAUAUUGAUUUUUUGAAACAGUCAAAAAUCUAUGAUUUUUAGUUUUUUCUUGAUUUGCAUGUUCUGUAAACGAAGAAAAAAAUCUGGAGUUUUUUUUAAUAAAAUUUUUGAAACAGUGAAAUAUUUUCUAACAAUUUUCUAGAAUUUUCUAGGAUUUCUUAAUCAGUGAUAAUCAGAUUUUUAGCAGGAUCUUCAAAAAAUUAAACAUCCUUAAUUCUGUGAAUUUUUAGAUGUGAAAAUUUUAAAACAGUGGAUUUUUUGGAAUUAUUUUUCUAGUUCAGCGGUUCAUAUAAACCCAAGAUAAAUCAAUCAACAUUUGAAUUUUUGAAAUUAAAAUUAUGACAUUUUUGAAACAGUGAAUUUUUGUUAGAAGAUUUUUUCUUCAAAAAUGUUUUUUUCUGAAUAUUUUGAAACAGUGAACUUUUUGAAAAAGAAAAAGAUUUCUAAUUCUCAUUCAAAAAUCUUCAGAUGGUUUAUUCAUAUAAAUCAAUGAUAAUUGUAUUUGUGGAAACAUCUAAUUCAAUUUUCGAUAAAGAAAUCACAAGAGUUCUAAUCGCAUUAUACUGUAGUUGUUAUGGUUUUCUAAUGGGACUUUUAACAAUCCAAUUUUAUUAUCGAUAUUUAGUGGCCUAUGAAUCUUGUAGUUUGAUUAAAACUAUGAUGAAUUUCAAGAUUAUUAUCUGGUUCAGUAUUCCAUUUUGCUGUGCAUUCCUAUGGUUUUUUAUCUCUUAUUAUUUAUGUCAUCAAACUUCUCAAGCAAAUGAAAAUAUUAGAAAUAUUUUUCUAAUCGAUUUUGAUACAAAUAUUGAUGAUGUUAUAUUCAUUGGCCUUUAUUUAUAUCAAAAAGAAAAUGAUGGAAUUGAACACAUUAAUAUCAAAUCAAUAAUUGGUAUAAUUAUUGCAAUUAUACUGAAUAUGUCUUCAAUGAUAGCGAUUGUAUAUUUUGGAUGGAAAUGUUAUUGGAAAAUAAGUUCGAAGAUGUUGUCAGGAAAUAGUUUACAAAAUCAAUUGUUUUAUGCAUUGUUUUUGGAUUGUUUGAUACCAAUUAUUGUGAUGCAUAUUCCUGUUGUAUUUCUUUAUUUUUCGUGUUUAUUGGAAAUUGAUUUUGGAAAUGGGACUAGUUGUGUAUCAUUUCUUGUUGCAUUAUUUCCAGCAAUUAGUCCUUUUUCACCUAUUUUUAUUGUUAAAAAUUAUCGAGCUGCUUUCAUCAAUUUUAUAUGCUGUUCUAACAAAUUGAAAAAUCAACGAGGAAAUAUUGAUAAUUAA